AUGACUGAAAAAACAUUACAACAAACUAUUAUUCAAGAUAUCUCCACAAAUUAAAUUUACAUUGAAUCAGUUUCAAUUAAUAUGGAAUCUCGAUUUGAAACUUAUUAUAAAUAUCUUCAAUAAAGAGAUGGAGAUGACUAAAAUAGUUAUUAUUUAUUGAAUGAUUUUACAUAAAAGACUUUAAAUAAUUUAGAAGUGUUAUAAAAUAGUGGAAUUUAAUAAAGGAAAUUUGAAUGUUGA
Molecule: messenger RNA, 240 nt
Organism: Paramecium primaurelia
Lineage: Eukaryota; Ciliophora; Oligohymenophorea; Peniculida; Parameciidae
Source: the annotation of a GenBank genome assembly